Acanthisitta chloris (rifleman) is the source of this 763-nucleotide messenger RNA. RefSeq names its product ubiquitin-conjugating enzyme E2 R2. Lineage: Eukaryota; Metazoa; Chordata; Aves; Passeriformes; Acanthisittidae. The record is from RefSeq and is a predicted model, not a curated record. The coding region runs from base 80 to 358 and encodes 92 amino acids. The transcript has 2 exons.
CAGGACUAUCUUACUGAGUGUAAUCUCUUUGCUUAAUGAGCCCAACACAUUCUCUCCUGCCAAUGUGGAUGCAUCAGUCAUGUUCAGGAAAUGGAGGGACAGUAAAGGAAAAGACAAAGAGUACGCUGAAAUCAUAAGGAAACAGGUUUUGGCUACCAAAGCUGAGGCAGAGAAGGAUGGCGUGAAGGUCCCCACUACACUGGCAGAGUACUGCAUCAAAACUAAAGUGCCUUCCAAUGACAACAGUUCAGAUUUGCUUUAUGACGACUUGUAUGAUGAUGACAUUGAUGAUGAAGAUGAGGAGGAAGAGGAUGCCGACUGUUACGAUGAUGAUGAUUCUGGCAAUGAGGAGUCGUGACCUGCUCCCUCUAUGCCCCUGUACUGCCCUGUCAACUCAGGCCAGAAGGGAGCAGUGGUAACCUAGCAGCAGUCCAGCAAAAAAGUGGUGGUGGUGGUGGGGGGGAAAUAAAAAAAACUUUGUCUCCUGCUGUCUCCUGUUGUAUGGAUCUGUUUGCUCCUUUUUUAUGGACCUCUUAGAGACCCUUGCAGAAUGUCUGAAUUCUUGCAUUCUUAACCCUUUCAUGACUGUAUUAUGAUUUCUUUUUACAAAACAAACUCCCUUUUUCACUUCUCUACAAAAUGCUCACAGCAAAACAAGUUUGCUUGUGUUUAGAUUCUUGAAUUAAAUACAGUCCUUCAUUGAAAUGUUUAAUGGAACAAAACUGGAACAAACCCAUUGGAAGAUGGCUUUUCAGGAGCUCAA